UGAAUGAGUUAACGUGAGUACGUUGAAAUAUUUUUUGCAGGAUUUUGCAAAACUGAUUCAUCAGGUGUGCCCGUGUUUUUUGCGCGAUUUUGGUCCAUUAACUUCCAAAAUUGGGAAAUCCACACGGAACCGCGCUUUUCGAAACGCUUUUUAGGGAAUAGAAAAGAUCACAUUUUUCUACUUUUUGUUUGUGAUAUUUUCACUACUGGACCAUUCAAAUUCGCCUUAAUAUCCCUUUUCCGAAUCUGCAGUUUUAUAUUUUUCCGUCGUUUCGAGACACAGCGGAGGAUCGGAGGUAUUGAAAUCAAUAUGUUACCGAAUAAUCAAUGGCAAAUACCUAUAAACAAUGGAUUAACACAUCAGGAAAAUAUGGCAGCACACGCAGCCGUCAUGAAAUUGAGAGUACACGAUCUUCAGUCGAUUAUCUCGCAAUUGUCACUUCGAAAGCCACGUCCACAAAAAUCGGAGCAUCAGAAGGUCGUCGUUGAAUCCUUGCGUGAUCCUCAUCAUGCUCGGCAAAUUUAUCAAAUGGCUUCCAAUUUCCCGAACGGAAAUUAUGAGAUGCAGAAGCGACCUGCAACAACAUCCCAAGUUCGGUCUCAUCCAUAUGUGCUGCCAUCUCGAUCUGGAGCUAGUAAUCACUUGGUCAAUCAUCAUUAUCAGCAGCAACAACAACAACAACCACAGCCUCACAAUCUACUUCAUCAACAAAUGAUGGCGUCACAUCAUUCACAUCUGCAACAGCAGCACCAUCCGUCGACGCCGAAAAAAAUGUAUGCUGAUAAUUUUGAACCGCUUCCACUUCCAUUCUACGAUGUUAUUUCUGUUUUGCUGAAGCCUGUCGAGCUGCAUUCAUCAGACAGUCCAACUUUGAAGCAAACAAAACAGUUACAAUUCCCGUUCUUAUUGACUGCUGAGCACAUCUCCAAGAUUUCGUAUCGAGCUGAUGUUACACCUCUUCCACGAUAUGAAUUGCAGUUGAGGUUCUUCAAUCUUACUGAACCAGUUCAGGGUCCUCAAAAAGACGACUUUCCACUCAAUUGCUACGCACGUGUUGAUGAUUCUGUCGUUCAAUUGCCGAAUGUAAUCCCAACAAAUAAGACAAAUGCUGAGCCGAAACGACCAUCUCGUCCAGUGAAUAUCACUUCAAACAUGAAUAGAUACAAGAAAGAGCACACAGUUGCAGUCGAAUGGUUAGCCGACAAACGUGUAUGGGCAGCUGGAGUUUAUUUCGUUCAUCGUGUUAACUCGGAUAUUCUCUUUAAACGUCUUAAUCAGAAUGUAUCAAGACAUCGAUCACUUGAGGUUACCAAGCAAGAAGUGAUCAAGAAACUGUCUGGAGGUGAAGAUGAUAUUGCUAUGGAUCGUCUUAAUAUCAGUCUUCUUGAUCCACUGUGCAAGACAAGAAUGACAACGCCUUCUAGAUGCCAAGAUUGUACCCAUUUGCAAUGUUUUGAUCUCCUCUCAUAUUUGAUGAUGAACGAGAAGAAACCAACGUGGCAGUGCCCUGUUUGCUCGAGUAACUGCCCAUAUGAUAGACUUAUUGUUGAUGAUUAUUUCCUCGAUAUGCUUGCAAAGGUGGAUAAGAAUACGACGGAAGUUGAACUUAAGGAAGAUGGCUCGUACGAUGUUAUCAAGGAAGAAGCUUUUUGCAUCUCAGAUGAUGACGACGAUGACGUUGUACCUGCUACUGUUAACGGUACAGCGUCAUGCUCUUCGACAAAUGGCAAUGGACUUGCAAAUGAAGCAGCGAAGAAAAAACCAGCUGACGACGACAUAAUUACCUUGAGUGAUGACGAUGAUGAGGAAUUGAACAGAGGUAUAAUGAACUCUCUGAACGACAGCUUCUCUCCUGGCAGACACACAGCUUCCGCAGAAUUGGCUGCUCAAAAGACACCACCACAGCAGAAAAAGAAGACGAAAGACGAUGACAUAGAGAUUAUUACUCUCGAUGAUACACCACCUCGUCCAGUAGCUGCAAGUGCAAAUCUUCCAAUGCGUCAGAUGUCUCAACAGAAUCAAAUGCCAGUUGGCUCAUCUCCAUCUGGAAUGGCCUCAACGCAAAUGGGAAUGAACGAGGGUGCAAGUAAAACUAUCCGGGAUGCGCUGAACAAAAUAGGAGAACAGUCAGCAAAUUCAUCAACACAAUCAUCUCCGCUUGUUCAACUUCACCAUACGACACAUCCAUUGAAUUUUGCUCAAUCAUCUUAUAUGAAUCCCUCUUCAGGAUCUCAAACACCUACAUCACAAUACGGAUAUUCGCCAAUGAUAAACCAGGCACCACACUUCCAAAUGCAAAACGGGCUCAUAGGGCGAAACAAUCAAAUGGUUCAUAUGCAGCAGCACCAUCUUCAGCAGCAACAACAGCAGCAGCAGUCACCACAAAUCAUGUCUCCGUCUUUUUAUGCUCAACAGCAAAUGUCAAACGGUGACACCAAUAACAUCCAACCACCACGAAUUCUUUCCAUGGCUGAAAUACAAGCAAAUGCAUCUCGACUUUUGGUAAAUGGACACCUGAUGAUCGAUCACUCAGGAGUCACUAUGCGCAAUCCACGUGGCUCACGGAAUUAAUGCAUGAAUUGUAUUUUUUGUGCCGUCUAGUUCAUUUGAUUUAUGUGCAUCUUUUACCCAUAUCCACGAUUUACAAUUUUUAACAGAAUCCUGCUUGUGCUUUAGUCUAGUAAGUUAUAUUUGUCUGCAUUAUACGGCUGAUUCGAUGAACUUUAACUAGAAUUUUGUGACGGUAAUGUUUUUGUUAAAUGAAGCUGAGUAUCCUGU
Molecule: messenger RNA, 2778 nt
Organism: Caenorhabditis elegans
Lineage: Eukaryota; Metazoa; Nematoda; Chromadorea; Rhabditida; Rhabditidae
Gene: gei-17
Product: E3 SUMO-protein ligase gei-17
Biological process (GO): protein sumoylation
Molecular function (GO): zinc ion binding
Source: RefSeq, marked reviewed